GAGCAUCCUUGAGACUUGGGGAACUGGAGCUGAAGGAAGACUGGCAGGAUGAAGAAUCCCCUAGAUUGCUUCCUGAAGAGGCUGACCCUUCUGGAGAUCCUCAUAAUCCUGAAAGAGACUCACAGGCAGGAACCCCCAGCACUUCAGCCCUGUGUGGCCAGCGCCCCAUGCGUAAGCGUCUUUGUGCCCCAGAGUUGCGACUGAAUCAGACUAAGGGGCCUGGAGAUAACGGAGCUUCUCCCACCCACUCUGUACCUUCCUCUCCUGAUGGCAGUUCUGACCUGGAGGUAGACGAGUUGGAGACACCUUCAGACUCGGAGCAGCUGGACAGUGGACAUGAAUUUGAAUGGGAAGAUGAGCUGUCGCGGGCAGACGGCCUGGGGGCCAGUGAGGCAGCUGAAAGGCUGGGCCAGGGUUGUAUGUGGGAUGUGGCUGGAGAAGACGGUCAUCGCUGGAGGGUGUUCCGAACAGGACAGCAGGAGCAGCGAGUGGACAUGACCGUCAUUGAGCCCUAUAAGAAAGUCCUAUCUCAUGGAGGCUACCAUGGUGAUGGCCUCAAUGUUGUCAUCCUCUUUGCUUCCUGUUAUCUACCCAGAAGCAGCAUCCCCAACUACACCUAUGUCAUGGAACACUUGUUUAGGUAUAUGGUGGGUACUCUGGAGCUGCUGAUAGCUGACAAUUAUCUGCUUGUUUACCUGAGUGGAGGCACGAGUAGGGCCCAAGUUCCACCUCUGAGCUGGAUACGCCGGUGUUACCGCACCCUGGAUCGGCGGCUCCGGAAAAACCUGCAUGCCCUGGUUGUUGUCCAUGCUACAUGGUAUGUGAAGGCAUUCCUGGCACUGCUUCGGCCCUUCAUCAGUUCCAAGUUCACACGGAAGAUCCGUUUUCUGAACAGCCUUGGAGAGCUGGCCCAACUCAUCUCUAUGGAUCAGGUCCACAUCCCAGAAGUUGUCAGACGGCUGGACCAGGAUCUCCAUGGCUCAGGAGGGACCUAGCAUAGGACUGGAAUAAUGAGCUUAAGAACCAAGCAAAGAUAUUGAUCUGCUUACACCCUAAACCCUGAAACAUCUGAGCUGUUUUGUAAAUCAUCUCAUUCUCAAUCCCAGUACCACUGGAUCCUCACAUCUCAAUGGGAUGUCGUUCCUUCCAUGACCCUGACUUCAAAGCAGGGCUCUGAGGUCCAGAACCUGAUGUGCUGGGUGACUUUCAUUUCAGCUGGAGGGGUGCAUGUUGUGGCAUUUUAUAUAGGAAAGUGCAAAGCUGUGCUGCUUUAGCUGUAGAACCUUGGGCAAAUAACCUCCUCUCUUUGGGUCUGAGAUCCUUUCCACCUGGGGUAUUCUAGCAGUUUGUGAAGGUGAGGGGUGGAUGGGGAGGGCAGGGCUCCUGCUGGGAGCCAGGAGUCAGUGCCCUAAAUGUUGAAGAGCCAUUCUGUUUCCCUCUUUCCUUCAGUAGUCACGUCUGCUGCCUGUGAGCCUGGGGAGGGGCAUUUCCAAAACCUGUAUUUUGUCCUCUUUGUUAAAUUCAGAUCUGUAGCGAUUAAUAAACUGCGAUGAGAGAUUCAAGCGCCGCGCCGAGGAAGUGAACUACUCUUUCCCCAGCCCCUUACAUCACAAUCCGUCUGUCCGUUCUGGCACAGGAAUUCUUGCUGUAGAGGUUCCCUGGGAUUUUCAGCUGAGCCCCUGGGCCUGCCGGAGCUGACCCGCA
Molecule: messenger RNA, 1704 nt
Organism: Mesoplodon densirostris (Blainville's beaked whale)
Lineage: Eukaryota; Metazoa; Chordata; Mammalia; Artiodactyla; Ziphiidae
Gene: BNIPL
Product: BCL2 interacting protein like
Exons: 9
Coding region: 168-995 (275 amino acids)
Biological process (GO): apoptotic process
Cellular component (GO): cytoplasm
Source: RefSeq, a predicted model, not a curated record